GGGAGGGCAUGCGUUGUACAGAGAAACUCAUUACCGAGAUUGGUCCCACGGGGACAUGGGUACCUUGGUAAAUCGAUACACGUAUGGAAUGUGUUAACCCGCCUGACUACUCGGGACGGCUGGUGUGUUUGUGGUGUGGCCCGUCGCAAGGUGGUGGGCCUAGAAGCAGCAGCAGCAACAGCAGCAACACCAGAGACACCAGAGACAGAGACACAGACGACGACAUGUUGGCUACAGGGAACACCUCGCCUCGGACUUUACGGUCGCGAGUUUUCUCGGGGAUCCUUGAGUGAGGUGGCCGCGAGCGAACCUGAAAGCGAGGUUGGAGUACGCGAGGGAGGCGCGAGGAGGAGGCACACGCGACGGACUCGUGCGGUCCGUCCGAAGACGACGAGAUCGCAACACGCUUGGCGACUAGUGUGUGGUGCGGGGGCGGCCAGUGUCCGCAAAGUGUUUAGUUCGAGUGUCAUAUUGUUGGCGCAGACAAUUUUUAAGUGA
Molecule: messenger RNA, 498 nt
Organism: Cotesia congregata
Lineage: Eukaryota; Metazoa; Arthropoda; Insecta; Hymenoptera; Braconidae
Source: the annotation of a GenBank genome assembly